Alosa alosa (allis shad) is the source of this 5544-nucleotide messenger RNA. RefSeq names its product bromodomain containing 4 (gene brd4). Gene Ontology annotation, cellular component: chromatin; nucleus. The record is from RefSeq and is a predicted model, not a curated record. NCBI's taxonomy places the organism in Eukaryota, Metazoa, Chordata, Actinopteri, Clupeiformes, Clupeidae. Gene Ontology annotation, biological process: positive regulation of transcription elongation by RNA polymerase II; chromatin remodeling.
AACCGAAUAAAUAAGGAGGGGUGGAGGGAAGAUGCCAACAGGCAGCAGUAGGAGUGUCAGGGUUGUGUGAGGGGAAGAGUACGGGAAGCACUCACUCCUUUGAACAGCCAGCUGCUGGACCACCCCCCAAGUCAACAAAUGGAGGGUGUGAUGUGGCCAAGCCUGGCAGCGCACAGCUGAAUCAAGUCUCUCUGGCAGACGCCACCGUCACGCUCACAGACGCUGUGAGCUUCAGACACCUGGGAAGACCGCGCUUUCCAUCACACCUGUGUCGUUCUUCUGGACUUCUGAGACACGGCCGCCUCUCUUUUGAGUGGUGCCUGGGAAGAUGACCGCUCUCAGAUAAGAGACUCUACACGGAAGAGUUAAACAUGGAGACCUGGGGUGGACACACAAUGGGGCGAAGUGCCUGUGGCAACUGGGCCGUUGUGCUGCUGAGAGGGGGAGGGGGCGGAGAGAAGACCGGCACACAGAGGAGCUAACGCAGCCAGCCAGCCCUCCCUCCUGCCCGCCCGCCCGCCUGACUGACUGCCGGCCCAAGGCCUCUCCUCCUCCUUCACUGCUGCCUGGGCUCAGGCUUGCGUUCGCUCGCGCUCUCUCACUCGCUCGCUGUCGGUUGGUCGUCAGUUCUUUUCUCGCUAGCGCCGUCCGGCCUAGGACGCCCAGCUCUUGGGCUUCCUUCAGACGUUUUUCUCUCGGAAAAAGGGGAAAUUCCACCCCUUCCUUCGGCGCAGCACUAUGGAUUAAUAUCAGCCUGUGUGUGUGAGAGUGUGGUGGCUCAAUGGAUUUCUUUGGGAUAUACCAGUCCAUGCCGGAGAUCUUGAGAAGGAACCCUUCCUGUACUUUGGACUAACCAGAGGGGAGAGCAAACUUUCUUUUCCUUUUCUUCCUCUUCCCCACCUUUCCUCUCUGCUCCUUUUGUCAUUCAGUUUCGUUUUGCGUCUCAGCGGAGUUCAUAAAUGGAUUACAAGAUGCAUUCCAAAUCAAAUGAUCUGCUGGAUUUUCAGACACUGGAUGCCCUUUUGGAAAAAAUUGCACACUAUUCUGUGGCUGUGAAAAGAGAGCCCAGCGAGGAGUGCAAUGGAAUCAGCGGUCCUCUCUCUGUGGAGCCCGCGCCCGGCUCGCGGCUGAACGAGUGGUGUCCCGCCGGCCUUCCCUCCGCCCCUGUGCCCGCACCGCACCUCGCCAGCAUGGGGGACGGUCUGGACGCAGCGCAGAUGUCUGGUCACAGCAGCGGCAGUGGUGGCCAGGGGCAGCUCUCUGCCCAGCCGACGGUCCCCACCCACAACCCGCCUGCCCCCGAGACCUCCAACCCCCUUCGGCCCAAGCGCCAGACCAACCAGCUGCAGUACCUGCUCAAGGUGGUUCUCAAGUCCCUGUGGAAGCACCAGUUCUCGUGGCCCUUCCAAGCUCCCGUAGAUGCAGUCAAACUCAGCCUGCCUGAUUACUACAAGAUUAUUAAGUGUCCUAUGGACAUGGGAACAAUCAAGAAGCGGCUAGAGAACAGCUACUAUUCUAAUGCCCAAGAAUGUAUCCAAGACUUCAACACCAUGUUCACCAACUGCUACAUCUACAACAAGCCCGGGGACGACAUUGUCUUAAUGGCGGAGGCCCUGGAGAAGAUGUUCCUGCAGAAGAUUUCCGAGAUGCCCACAGAGGAAACGGAGAUCACUGUGAUGACGGGCAAAGGUCGUGGCCGCGGCAGGAGCCGGGAUCCAGGCCUUAACUUGAAACCGGGCUCCGGCAUGGACUCCCCGUCGACAACCCCCCACACGCGCGGACUGUCCAGUAUGACCCCGGGACCGCAGACCCGAGGCCCGCCACCGCAGGGCCCGCCCCUGCUACCUCCCCAGCUACCUCCCCAGCUGCCUCCCCAGCUACCUCCCCAGCUACCUCCACAGCCCGCCAUGCAGCCCAUGCCCUUGCGAGUGCCCCCCAUGCUCCCUACGCACGCACCCCAACUCGGGCCGCCUUACUCGCUGGGCCCUCUGGACUGUGCCCCCCAGGCGCCCCCCAUCAUAACGUCGGUGCCUCCUCCCCCCGCCCAGACCACCCUGCCGCCCCCACCCAUCCAGCAGAGCGCCGCGGCCACCCUCCAGAGCGUCUCCCUCCCGCAGCCCAAACUUACAGCACGUUUUCCCAGAAGCCAGAAGCGGAAAGCAGACACGACGACGCCCACGGCCAACGACCAGCUGAGCGAGUCCUCGCCAGCCGAGUCCAAGUCGGGCAAGACGCUGCGGGGUGCUACAAUGCGGCCCACCAAGCUGCCCAAGAAGGAGGCACCGGACUCGCAGCACCACCUGGGCCUGCUGGCCACAGGCGGCGGCGCGCACAGCCCCAAGCAGCAGGAGCAGAUGCGCUACUGCGCUGGCAUCGUCAAGGAGAUGUUCGCCAAGAAGCAUGCCGCCUACGCCUGGCCAUUCUACAAGCCCGUGGACGUGGAUGCACUGGGCCUGCACGACUACCACGACAUCAUCAAGCAUCCCAUGGACCUUAGCACCAUCAAGGUUAAACUGGACAACAGGCAGUACCGGGACGCACAGGAGUUUGCAGGUGACGUCCGGUUAAUGUUCUCCAACUGCUACAAGUACAACCCUCCCGACCAUGAAGUGGUUUCUAUGGCACGGAAACUACAGGACGUUUUUGAGAUGCGCUUUGCAAAGAUGCCGGACGAGCCUGAGGAGACGUUGACUCCCGCGCCGGCUCCCAUUCUUCACCCAGCACCUAUCAAGACGCAGCCUCCCCUGGCCCCCGUGUCCUCCUCGGACUCCUCCAGUGACUCUUCCUCGGAGUCGGACUCCUCCACGGACGACUCUGAGGAGGAACGCGCUCAGAGACUGGCUGAGCUUCAGGAGCAGCUGAAAGCCGUCCAUGAGCAGCUGGCUGCCCUGUCUCAGCCCCAGGCCAGCAAACCAAAGAAGAAGGAGAAGGAGAAAAAGGAGAAGAAGAAAGACAAGCACAAAAAGAAGGCGGGAGCAGGAGGCAUUUCUGCGCUGGACGAGCUCCCCGAGCCCCCGAUCCCUGCCCUGCCGCCCCCCAAGAAGAGCAAGAACAACAAGGACCCACUGCCUAAGAAGACCAAGAAGCCUGGUAAGAAGGACGGUGUGAAGAAUAACCGCUCCAUCCCUCCACCGGGCCCCGUGCCCCCCACCCUGCAGCCCGUGCCCAGCCUGGACUCGGAGGAGGACCUGCUGGGCUCCGGUGGGGCCCCUGGGGGUCCAGGCGGCCCGGAGAAGUGCAAGCCCAUGACGUACGAGGAGAAACGUCAGCUGAGCCUGGACAUCAACAAGCUGCCCGGGGACAAGCUAGGCCGUGUGGUGCACAUCAUCCAGUCUCGCGAGCCCUCGCUCAAGAACUCCAACCCCGACGAGAUCGAGAUCGACUUUGAGACGCUCAAGCCCUCCACGCUGCGAGAGCUGGAGAGAUACGUCUCGUCCUGCCUGCGGAAGAAGAGGAAGGCUCCAGAAAAGACCAUGGAAGCCCUGAGUGCCACCAAGACCAAGGGCUCCUCCUCUGACUCAGGCAGUAGCAGUGAGUCCAGCUCCUCAGACAGUGAAGAUUCCGAGACAGUGGGAAUGGUAUCCAAGCAGAAGAAGAAGGGUCACUCGGGGAAGGAGGGCAAGAAGCCUCACCACCAGGCCCUGGCGCCCGGCCUGGUCCAGCCCCACAUUGCCCCGCUGCCCCCGCCCCAGGUGCUGCAGCCCAUGGCCCAGCUGAAACAGCAGCAGCAGCAGCCCCAGCACCCGUCGCCCGUGGCCUACAUGCCCCCACCGCAGCCCGUCGCCGCCCUGGAGUCCUCGCAGCUCCUGGAGAACACGUUUGACUCCCUGCCCAACUUUGGGCAGCCCCUCAUGCACCUGUCGCACCACGCCAGCGAGUCCUCGUCCCCCGCCGGACCGCCACCGCACCUGGGCGCACCGCAGCCCGGCGGCACCGUGUCCCCCGAGACCCAUCCUUUCCUCAAUCAGCACGCCGUACUCCCCCCUCCAGCUCUGCACAACGCCAUGCCUCAGCAGCCUUCCCGGCCCAGCAACAGGGCGGCCGCUCUACCUCCCAAGCCCCCCCAGCAGACCAUGUCGCAGCAGCAGCAGCAGCAGCAGCAACACCCCACCCCGCCUCCGCAGCAGGCCCUGCAGCCCCAGCAGCUCCAGCCCCAGCCCCAGUCCCACCCCCACCCCCAGCCCCAGCCCCCUCAGCACCACCUGCCGCCCCACCUCAUGCACCCCCCGCAGCCCCUGCGCCAGCGCCCGCUCUCCCCGCCCACCCUCACCCCGCAGGGCCUGCUCUCCUCCCAGCCGCCCCAGAUGCUGCUGGAGGAUGACGAGGAGCCCGGGCCCACGCUGCCCCUCACCCCCAACCUGCAGCUCUACCUGCAGCACCUACAGGGCAGACAACAACAACAACAACAGGCCUCCCUGAUGCAGUCCCUGCCUAAUAGACAGCAGCAACAGCAGCAGGCAGGGCAGCCCCCUCUGCUUCAGUCCGUGCAGGUCCAAUCCCAGCUGGCUCCGUCGCAGCUCCCCGCACAGUCGCAGACCCCGACCCAGCAGCUCCAGCAGCAGCAGCAGCAUCAGGCCAGACACAUGCAGCAGCAGCAGCAACAGCAGCAGCAACAACAACAACAACAACAACAACAUCCCCAGCAGCAACAGCAGCAGAUGGGCUUCUCCCAGGGUCCCAUGCCCGGCAAUCAGACACAGCCAGCGCCGCAUAAAGUCUCCAUGCCCUCCAGUAAAGCACAGCAGAUCAUCCAACAGCAGCAGCAGCAGCAGCAGCCACAGUCACAGCAGUCUCAGCAACAGCAUCCCUCUCCACGUCAACACAAGGCAGACCCCUACAACACCGGUCACCUGAGGGAGUCUCCUCUCAUGAUGCAUUCCCCCCAGAUCUCACAGUACCAGCCCAUGCACCAGUCUCCCCCACACAACCUGCAACCCAAAAAGGAGCAGAGGCCUCCCUCGGUUCUGGGCGCGUUGAAGGAGGAGAAGCUGCCCCCAUCACCAGUCAUGCAGGGGGAGCCCUUCAGUCCCGCCAUGCGCCAGGACUCCCACAAGCAUCCGGAGCCAAAGGUUAUACCUGUCCACGGCCAACAGAGGGAGCCUAAGUCGUCGGACAGCUCGCGGCCUGUCAUCCGCUCGAUUGAUCUCCCCCCCUCAAUGCAAGAGAAGGACAAGUUCAAACAGGAGCCCAAAACGCCCGUCAGCCCCCAAAAAGGACGUGAAGUUAAAGAACAUGGGCUCGUGGUCGAGUCUGGCCCAGAAGUCGACCUCAACACCGUCGUCGGCACUCAAGUCGUCGAGUGACUCUUUUGAGCAGUUCCGCCGCUUCGCCCGCGAGAAGGAGGAGCGAGAGAAGGCCCUGAAGGCCCAGGCCGAGCAGGCCGAGAAGGACCGCCAGCGCCGUGAACAGGAGAAGCUACGGGGUCGAGAUGAGGAGGAUUCGCUGGAGCCGAGUCGGCGGCAGCACGAGGAGCCGCGUCGGAGACAGGAGCCACCACAGGUGCAGCCAGCCCAGCAGCCACCACAGCAGCAGCAGCAGGCAGCA